UCGUAGGCCAGCGGUUCUUGACCGGAUCGCUAUGUAGGGCUGAGACAAAUGAGGCAUUAUCCGAGGAGUACGCAUGAUGUCAGCCGCACCGAACCGCUAACUUUAAGAGCCUCAAUGCUGACUUUGGAUAGCUGGAGCCAGCUGUCCGGACGUCGACGGAUGCACUUACAAAAACAGAGCAGCCCGCAAGGUACUCGUUGCCAGAUUUCAGCUGUUUGCAAGUGCUAUCGUCGCACUCACACUGCAUCAUCAUUAUGGUCUGGAAGACACAGCGGUGUGAGAUGCUUUACGUGCUGCACUCGAUGCCACUUGCGCAUGCACGUCCUGACGCGCGAAUUCGUUGAUUGGCUCCGUAGCAGCAGUCGUAGCUGCAAUCCGGGAAGAACAUCGGGAACCGGAAGACGGGAGGGUUUGCGCAGGAGGCGGCGCGUAUCUUGGACGCGCACAUGGCGGCGAAGCUGCGGUGUGUAUGGGCGGGCACACGUAUCGACGAGUAUAAAGGCCCGAUGCAGCUUCCUCGCCCUACCCCACGUAUCUUCUCCCCCCUCCAGGACUCCUCUUCAGCACCUUUGAGCUGCUUUCCUGCUUCUUUCUGAGUUUGGAGGUUCCACGACAGGACCCUGCCCCGCUUUUGUUAAGCUUUCUAUAGCAAAGCUUGUUUCCCAGCAUCGCAGAUCAUCAACGCAGCAGAAAUGUCGUUCUCCGCAGACAAGGUGCCUAUCCUUAAGGUGGGCUCUGGACAUGGCCAGCGCAGGUUCUCGAGCACCAAGGAGCCGAGUGGCAGUGGUAAGUA
Messenger RNA from Didymella exigua CBS 183.55, 793 nucleotides. RefSeq lists its product as uncharacterized. The record is from RefSeq and is a predicted model, not a curated record. The transcript has a single exon. NCBI's taxonomy places the organism in Eukaryota, Fungi, Ascomycota, Dothideomycetes, Pleosporales, Didymellaceae. The coding region runs from base 49 to 573 and encodes 174 amino acids.